Ceraceosorus bombacis is the source of this 1085-nucleotide messenger RNA. The record is from the annotation of a GenBank genome assembly. Lineage: Eukaryota; Fungi; Basidiomycota; Exobasidiomycetes; Ceraceosorales; Ceraceosoraceae.
AUGGAAGACGGAGCUGGUUCUGAUCAGCCUGUUGCAUCUCGCGAGCUCGCUCGCGGCAGUCUUCUCGACGAGGCCAUCAACGCGCAGAUAGUCGAGAGGAUCCGCGCAUAUUUUCGAUGGCAGAGGCUCGUGAGUCACUGGAGCCCAUUUGAACGUGCUGGUUGGCAUGAUGCGCUUGAAGCUGCCAGCUGACCUCUUGUUGGCCACAUGCAACAGUUGAGAUCCGCCGUCGAGCACAUGCGAACGCUCGGAUUUGAUGUUCAUCUGUCCGACUUUGACUGGUCGCCCAGCGGCAUCUACGAUGCCCAUUUGCGUCUGAAUGAAGUGAUUUACGUGCGUUGGUCUCAGCUUCGGGAUGCUCUUUUUCUCAUCAUGUCGAUCGCAACGCGUGCACUUGUGCCCUCGACCGAUUCGCAAUGAUGAGCGUAUGUUUGUGGCGCUUAAGAGAAGAGGCAACAUUUAGCACGAGAUCUCUUACUCGAUCCAGUUCGCGCGCGAGGAGAGCAGGCACAUCGCAUCACAUCUUCGACCCGCCAUUUAUUGAUGCUUUCGUCCUGCUCCUCCCCGCUCCCCUUUGCCCAUCCCACUCGCAGGAGCGCGACGAGGCGAAAUGGCGUCGAAAGGUGAGUAACGGAGAGUUAAUGUUGGAUCACAAAGUGCCCUUUUCGGUGUCACUCAAAUUAUUGCGCUCAUCGCCGCUCGCAGCUAGGAAAUUUGAUGAGGACUUCUCAUUUCGAGGGCUUGGCGCUACACUUGUCCGACGUCCUAGUCUUCGGGACAGACGGUCAUCCAAAUUUUCGCGACUCUUAUCACAAGGCUUUGACUAUAUAGAGGUGCGUAAUGACUGUUUCAGGUCUUCCUGACCACGUGUCUGUGAUGGGUGAUGGAUAUCAAGCGUGGGCUUCGUGCGGUCUGCGAAGGUGCAAGAGCUCCGGCUGACACUCCUCCAUGACAAAUUGCAGACCGCCCUCGAGCGAAGGGAAAGGGACGAGGCAGUGCGCAACACCAUCCGCAGGUGGUUCGCCGCGAUUUCUGUCGCAUUUUUCGCGGUUUUCUUGUACGGGGCCUCGAAAGUGAUAGUCUGA